Stegostoma tigrinum is the source of this 1261-nucleotide messenger RNA. RefSeq names its product chronophin-like. The coding region runs from base 27 to 1013 and encodes 328 amino acids. The record is from RefSeq and is a predicted model, not a curated record. Gene Ontology annotation, cellular component: cytoplasm. Lineage: Eukaryota; Metazoa; Chordata; Chondrichthyes; Orectolobiformes; Stegostomatidae. The transcript has 2 exons. Gene Ontology annotation, molecular function: phosphatase activity.
GUCCACGCCCCGUUGCCCUUCCCAACAUGGCGGCGGUGGCCGGUCGGGCCGGGUUGGCUCCGGCGCGGAGCUGCUGCCGGCGGCUCGGCUGCGAGAGCGGGGCCCGGGAGCUGCUGCUGGGCGCCGUGGACAGCUUCGUGCUGGACUGCGACGGGGUGCUGUGGAGAGGCCGGGACGGGGUGCUGAGCGGCGCGGCCGAGCUGCUGGGCCGGCUGCAGGCGCUGGGCAAGCGGGUCUACCUGCUGAGCAACAAUGGCAGCUGCACGGCCGGGGGCCUGCUCGACAAGUGCCGGCGCCUGGGCCUACCGGUGCGGACCCGGCAGCUCCUCAACACGGCCCGCUGCUCGGCCCUGUACCUGCGGCAGGCCCUGGCCCCCUCCCCGGCCCCGAACCCGGACCCGGCCCCGGCCCCGGCCGUCUACGUGCUGGGUAGCCCCGGGCUGCGCUCCGAGGUAGCGGCGGUCGGCCUGCGGGCUCUGGGAGGAGGCGAGCAGGAGGAGGAGGAGGAGGUCGCCGCGUCUUCCACCGGGGUCAGGGCCGUCCUCGUCGGCUACGACGAGGGGUUCAGCUUCGGCCGGCUGUCCCGGGCGUGCGGCUUCUUGCGGGACCCUCGCUGCCUCUUCGUGGCCACCGACCCCGACCCCUGGCACCCCCGGGAAGGAGGGAGGGUGGUCCCAGGCACUGGCAGCCUCACAGCAGCCCUGGAGGUGGCUUCUGGCCGCAAGGCCGCGGUUGUCGGAAAGCCCGGCCGCUUUAUGUUUGACUGCAUCGCCAGCGAAGGAGGGGAAGGUGCCGUCGAUCCCUCCCGGGCUCUGAUGGUGGGCGACCGCCUGGAGACAGACAUCCUGUUUGGCGCCAACUGCGGGAUGUGGACAGUGCUGGCUCUGACCGGCGUCUCCAGCCUGCAGGAUGUCCAUGCCAAGAUGGCCAGCGAGCUUCCGCAGCACAAGAAGAUGGUGCCGGACUUCUACGUGGACAGUGUCGCCGAUUUCCUUCCCCUGCUGAGUGGCUGACUGCAGAGGAGAGCACUCUGGUGCUGGUGACCAUUACCUGGCUCUAUAGUCUAGCCCUUGCUUGGUACUGGAGCUGCUUUUCUCGGGGGCUUUCAGAGCCUGUGCAGGUUCCUUGAGGUGAACCACAAAGACCAGCUUUGGCCAACUAACUGAUGACCAAGAGGAGAUGCUGACUAGAAUCAAGGGUUUAUUCUUCUUGAUGUUUUGUACUAAUCAAUGAGUGAUUUAAUAAAAGUGUAGUUCUUUGA